AUGUACACAUUCAGACGGCCACAACAACAGCAGCAGCAGCUCUCUGGGAACGACGAUGUAGAGCAGCAAGGCAUGCCCGCCAGUGAGGGCGGCGUCGACACCUACACUGCGCCAGACAACAGCGUCGCUCUGGAAGAGGGCAAUUACGCACCCACACAGACAGCUGACGCCGCGUCGCUGCAACAGCAGCAGGCUGGUGGGCAAUUCUCAGAGGAAGCGUCGGCGGAGGAAGUGCUGCAGUACUGCCGCAACAAGAUCUUGUGCAGCCGCAUCACUGUGCCGCCGCAGUGGCGGCGCGUGCGCACUGUGCUUCCCGCCUCUAUCGCAGAGCUGCACUUGACGCCGUCCGCGCCAGAGCCAAUUCAGCAGGCGUCAUCGCCGUGCGUUGUGCUGCUGCUCGACAGCGGUGUGCCGGAGGGGAUGACGGUGGCAGAGUACUCUAAGAGUCUUGUCAAGUACGUCAUUGAUCUUCUCGCGUACCAGGGCGCGUCGACAGCCAUAACGUCGCUGCGCUUUGUGAAGCUCGGAACAGAGCUCUCGCAACUUGUUGUGACGUUUGGCCGGGAUGUUCGACUGGCGACGCGUGUGUUGGAGGAGUUCACUAAGGUCGGCCUCCGCGCAGGUUUUGGCGCCCCGUUGGAAGCCGCAGCGGCAACAACAGCGUGUGCGACGUUCCGCGUGACGGAUUACUACAUGACGCUCCACGGUGGCACCGGCAUCACAGCGGAGGAGGUGGCGUCGCUGCUGCAGCCGGAGCGGCCACCACUGGGCGUGAAUGUUGUGCCCGGCUACGAGCCCGGUGUGUUCUACGUUGCGGUGGAAGGCGCGGAGGUGGUGCACGCGUGGCUUUGGAAUCCCUUCUGCUCCUUCCUUGUGCAGCACACGCUGUUUGAGCGUCUCGGUGUGCUCCUCACGAUGGCGGACUGCCCGCACGAGUUUGUGAGCCGCGGGGUGGGGCGGCACCAGCAGCAGCAGGAGCAGCAGCAAGGACGGCGGCAGGGGCGGGAGCGGCAAUCGCGUGGCGGCAACUACAGCGAGGAUGGUGACAACUCCGUCUCUGGUGGUGACGUUGACGACAACGAUGAUGGUGGCAACAUGGAAGAGGACGGAAGCGAUGUGGAGAAAUCAGGAGGGCGCGCGGUGGAGAGCAACGCGAUGGCGUGGGCAAGCAACGCAAAAGAAGAGAUUGACAUCUUUGAGGGACUCGACAAGGAGACAGAGCCGCAGAAGGCGAGUCUUGAGCUUGUUGAUGAUGGCAUCAUAGAGGUCCUUCACAACGCAAACACAGAGAAACAACAACAAAAACAACAACAGCAGCAGCAGCAGCAAGUGCAACAGGUGUAUGCUGGUGGUGCUCCGCUGGGAGUGCGAUUCGAUCAGCUUCAACCAGGGGCAGUACCACCCGCCCUCUCUAUGCCAUACGUGCAGCCUUUUGCCAUACAGCAGCAGCAGCAGCAACAACAACUAAUUCUCUCCCAGCCACCGUACUACGGCAAGGACGUUCCGCAGGUGGGCGGAUGGCAGGCCCCACCGCCAAUACGCGGACCGCAAAUUGGGAUAAGAGCACCACCACUCUAUGGCAUGGCAAUGACGGAGAUGCACGCAUCAGAAAAAAGAUCGGAUAUAAAGUAUCCGGAGCUCGUUGAUGAUAAUAGCUCCAGCACACUUCCUGAACGUGGAAAUGAAGGGGAAAUCACAUCGACAUCAGCAAUGGCGCAGCAACAGCAGUACUCGCAGUCGAUGUAUUGGAACCUCGGAGGUGGGCAGGUUAUUGGUGAUUGUGGUAGUGCUGGUGGUAGCUUUUACCCCGCUGCGCCUUCCUUGCCUCUGUAUGGCGCCCCUCCGUACAUGCCACUGCCGCAGAUGCAGCAGCAGCAGCAUCUGGGGAUGAAUGUGAAUGCCGCUCCCUCUAUUUUAGGACAGCCUGUGUAUAGUGGUGCCCCCUUUCACCCAUCUUUCGGCGACGGCAGUGGCAGAAGUUUGGGUGUUCUUGCGCCUCCAAUCACGAUGAGUGUGCCAUUGCCAUCACCGAAAAUAACCGAGGAGCAGGCGAAUGAGUGGGCUGACAAGCUGGAAGAAUUGCUGCAGAUUGCCUUCCCUGCAGAAGGCGACGGCGGCGAAGGGGGAGCUACAGGUACAACAACAGCAGCUGCCACCGAGAGUACCGAUGCGUCGUCUUCGGAUGCGCUUUUUCACCACGUUCCGUGCAGCGCCACAGUGCCGUUUCUGAGCCCGGAGUUGGAGGACACAAUGGCGUUUGUCAGGGAGCAGCUCAGCGGUCUCAAGGCUGUGAUUGCGAGCGACGACGACGCGCUGACGGGGAGCCGCCGCCGCAUCAUCGCCGCUCUUCUUACGCGUCUUCGCGGCGUGCGGCAGAGCGAGGCGCACGACUGGGUGCCACUGGUGCUGCAGGAAAGCAGCUCGAAUGGUGACGGAACACAAACCCAGCAUGUGCAGCUGCUGCCAGCGCUCCUUCCCUACUUGCUUCUCACCAGUGAAGGGAUAGAACUCGCGUCGGAGCUCGUAACGCACGCGUCGGAGGAGUUUCUCCCCCUCCUGGCACGCUACAUACUGCCAUUCCUUCUGGAUACAGGCGUCGUGCAGUCAGUCGGUGCAGCCGCCCUCCGCGCAGAGGUGUCCGCGGCGAACCCACUUGUGCAACGCAUUCUCCGCCACUGGGGGGCACUCGCCGCGUGGCUGCACGCCCACAUCCAGUACAAGGCUGUCGCUGCCGAUGGGGCGGCUGAGCACACUGCGGCGGUGGCAAACUCUUCGGUAGCAUGGCGGCUUACAUCGCAGGCGAGCAACGUUAUGGAUAUAUUACUGACGGCGAUGUCGCGCGAGCAGCAGGAAGCCGUGAGAACGCAUCUCGAGGCCACCGGUGCGCUGUCCGAGUUUGCGCGGACGGUGAAAGCGGUGGAGCAGCAGGAAACGUUGGAUGAAGAGCAGCAGCAGAAGCAGCAGCGACAGUUUAGUGCUAUCUGUGCAUCAACGCCUUCGUUGUGGUAUGCUGAUGGGGCUAUUCACCGCUCGCUGUUGCGCCUGUAUCUUAACGCCAACCUCUUCAGUGGCACAGAGUUUGUGGAAUUGCUGUUCGCACCGCAGCCCUGCCUCACACGCAGUCACUACGGUUUUGUGACAGCAGUCUUCUCCAAGAGCCAAGUAAGCCCGGUGCUAAGCAACGAGACGGCGCGUGUGUGUGGUGGCUUUAUACGCCUGAUGGAGCAGAAGAUUCUAAGCGUGGACAGCGACAGUGGCAGGCCGUCAGUGUUGCAUGAAAAGGACGCGAUGCACCUCGUUGAAAUGGCGCUGCGUGAACUUGGGUCGGUGGAAGCUUAUACAUGCCUCCGCGACGCAUAUUUCGCAGCCCCAUCUCCUGUUAAGAGGUACAAAACGGUGGAAGAGAAGCUGUCACAAGAAACACCGCCCGCUAAAUUUCAGAACCAGCAGCACCAGCAGCAGCAGCAGCAUUUUCCCACAGCAAUCCUUGGUGCCUCAUCGAGCUAUCACACCUACAAAAAGCAGCAGCAACAGCAAGGGACUGAUGGGCGUCAUUCCGACUCAUCGAGCGGGUGGCAGGCGGAAUGGACAGCGGCGAUGCGCAACUACCCUCAGUUCGGUGAGCCUUUUACACCACUGCCAACGGGGUGGACAAGCGCCCUCAGUCGCUCGUAUGGGCACUACUACUUUAAGAACCCCAAGGGCUCUGCGACGUACAAGCACCCGACAGAUGCUACAGAGUUCAUGGUGGCUCCGCAGGCAUUCUUGCGAGAGCCUGGGGUUACCGUCACACUCGCUGAGGUUCUCACCCAUGCUAACAGCCAGUACGGCACCGGUGCGACAGCGGGAGAUGCCCCGCAUGAGACGAGCGCUGCCAUCACGGAGGAGCGGGCGGAGAGGUGGCUGAAGGACCAACGUAUGCGUGUGGAGGCACUGGACCUGGCUACGUUGGCAUUGCUGAAGGUCACGUACCGCGUCGGUGGUGGUGCUGGGCGACGGGGCUUACAGUGUCCCAGCGCUGGCGGUGGCAGCGGUAAGUCCAACCGUCGUCACCGCCGCAGCAGCAGCAGCCGCAGUGGUGGCCGCCACCACCACCGCCACUCACACAAGCGUACUCGCAGCCGCUCGCCGAGCCCCGCGCAGUUGCAGCGCAGACUUACCAAGCUGCAUGAAUACCGAGCACGUGGCCACCCAUUCCCACCGCUUCCGCGCGGCUGGACAUGCAACCUCAGCACGUCCAAUGGACUGUACUACUUUCGCCCGCCGCACGGCAGCCCUGUGUACCGACACCCACACACCCGCCGCGAGUAUCGCGCCUCACCGCAGGCAUUUGUGCUGCACCGUGACAUCAACGCCAACGCGAUUGCGGUGGAGACGCACAGGUCGAUCGAGGACGUUGAGAAGUGGCUGGCGGAUCAGCGGCAGCGCGACGAGGAGCUCGAUGGGGCGGUGGCACGCAUGCUUGCGAUCGAGUACGCGCCGUGCCUUGACUACAGCGAUGACGAGGGUGAGAAGAAUGAGGAUAAGGGCGGGGACGCAGUGGAGGUGCAGCAGGAAGGCGGCGGCAGUCGCAGCAGUAGCCGCAGCAGUGGCACUCCGCGUAGAAGUCACGCGAAUGAUUAG
Trypanosoma grayi is the source of this 4623-nucleotide messenger RNA. RefSeq lists its product as hypothetical. NCBI's taxonomy places the organism in Eukaryota, Euglenozoa, Kinetoplastea, Trypanosomatida, Trypanosomatidae. Gene Ontology annotation, molecular function: protein binding. The transcript has a single exon. The record is from RefSeq and is a predicted model, not a curated record. Bases 1 to 4623 code for a protein of 1540 amino acids.